Messenger RNA from Schistosoma margrebowiei, 1818 nucleotides. NCBI's taxonomy places the organism in Eukaryota, Metazoa, Platyhelminthes, Trematoda, Strigeidida, Schistosomatidae. The record is from the annotation of a GenBank genome assembly.
AUGAUUUGUUAUAUUUUUGGUAUCAUAUUUUGCACUUGCAGUUUAUUUUCUUUGGCUGUGUGUAGUGAUAUAUGCGGUGCGACUGAAGAAAUCUUGUCUUGUUUCACAAAGAUAUUAUCUUAUGAAGCGAUUGAGGAUUUACAUCGAAAUCUUGAUGGUGAUAAGAAUGGAGAAGUCGACCAUUUCGAAACUGAAAAGUUUUUGAGGAAAGAAUUCAAUUCGGGCGAUGCUGCCAAGAAAUCACGUAUGUUAAACAGCGAUGAUCCUCUUAUUAGUCUUACAGACUUGUGGCAGAUGUGGAGAAAUAAUCCUGCAUUCAACUGGACUGUGAGAGAUACUACCCAAUGGUUAGUUAGUCUGGUGGAUCUCCCUCAGUACGUUGAUUUAUUUCGUCAACAUAAUUUAGAUGGUCGUUCAUUACCACGCUUGGCUAUGCAAAAUAUGAGCUACUUAACCGAUGUCCUGGGGAUUCAGAAUCCGAUACACAAGAAGAAAUUAAUGCUUCGUGCUUUGGAUGUCAUUCUGUUUGGACCUCCAAGACAGCCAGUACUUGUGUCAGGAAAUGUUUCUUUAGUCACACUGUCAAUAGGAUUGUUAUGCGUUUCGUUUGUGGGCUUUUCUCAUUGGUUCUACCAUGCAUCAAGUUUUUCGGAGAAAAAUCCAGUUGGUGAAAAUCAAGAAAAAUUAAAUGUUGCUGAACAAACAUUAAAACAACUUCAAAAAAGGUUAGAUGAUGUGGAGCAAUUAAGGCAAACGUUGAAUGCUUAUGAAAUAAAUCAACAUUUUGAGUCAUCAUCAUCAUCAUCAGCUCCUAAGAGUAUGAAAAGAGAUAAUUUGUCAUCUCCUCAUCUUAAAAGUAUGGAAGCGUUGAAUGAAGAUAGUCCUAAUACUCAUAAACAAUCAUACGAUCAUUCAUCAUACAUACCGUCGUCAAUUGCUGAAUUCAGUUUGUCUACUGACUUAUAUAAUGAUUCUUUACAUCCGAAUUCCUUGAGUAAUUAUAAUAUAUACUCAGCAAACGAUCCAUUGACUUUUGAUCAAAUACGUAAUUUACAAUAUCGCAAAAUUCUAAAUUUCAAGGGACGAAGUUCUGGAAAUGAGUUUUGUUCACCAGUUGCUUUAUCAACGAAUCCUUGUAAUAAAUACCAUCUAAGUGAACCCUAUUAUGAACUUAGACAUUGGCUACAAGUUACUUAUGAAUUGGAACUUAAACGUUAUUGUGAAAAAAGAAUGAAAGCUGAAAAGAAACUGGAUUUCGCUCGUCAAUCUUGUAGACGUUUUAUGCGUAAACGUUAUGGUAUUUUUGGUUCAGUUCGACUAGUAAAUGCGAUAAAUUUGGAUGAAUUGGAAAAUCGUUUGAUUAGUGCGAAACAAGCUUUGGAUCAACUUGAAAGUGAAGUUCAAGAACGUAUAAACCGUUGGAGUCGUAUUGAAGCUUUAACUGGUCACUUGAUACGUCCAGACAUUCAUAAUCAAUAUGCGAAAAGUAGUAUUUGUGAAACUGCAAGUUCAAUUCCUUGCUCAAUCGAUAAGUAUAGAUAUUGUAAUGGUAGUAUAAAGUCUAGUGAUUCUGAUCGUUUGUCAUCUAUGAUUGAAGAAACUUCUCUAGAAUCUAAUCGUUUUCCUAAAUCUGCUGGUAAUGGUUUAGUGAAUGAUUUCGAUUGUACUCAUAAUAAAGAAAUUUUCAACUUGAAAGAAUCAUUUCAAUUAAACACUGAAACGACUGAUACAUUCAGGACAAGUUUACCGCGAAAUUAUUCUUUUGUCCGACCGUUUGCUACUUUAUGGAGACGUAAGACAAAAUCUGGUCAAGAGUAA